GCUGCGCGCGCAUCACUGCAUUUCUCGCCAAUAGUAGUAGUCAGUUAACGAAUGUGAAGUAAAGAGAGUACAUGUAUGUUAGUCGAUGAGAGAAGAUAGAAAGUUAAUAUUUGCAGUAUUAUCAAACAUUUGUUAUAAAUAUUGGAUUUAUUUAGAUAUAAAAUGGAUUUAACACAGAGAACUUCAUGUUUUCUACACGAAGCGGGAUAAGUGAAUAUAUUGUAUAUAUUUUGGAGUAUUAUACGUAAGAACUUAAUAACGGAUUGAGGAAGUGUGGAAUCUAAGGAAAGAAUUGUGAUGUUGCAGAAGUAAUAGUGUAUUUACUAAGCAGUGGAAAUAAUUUUACAAACAUGAUGCCGGGAUUUGUAACGUGUGGAAUAUUUACAAUGAAUUGUUGGAGUGCUUUAAGUGUGCUCAUCAUAUGUGCGCUUUUAGGACUCGGGACCACGGCUCCAACAUGCCCAGCGGUGUGCUUUUGUCCAUCUCUGUCUAGAAUAGUGUAUUGCCCUAGAAAGGGACUGCCUUUUAUUCCCAGUGGAAUACCGCGAGAUACAAUCCAGCUUAAUCUUAAUGACAAUACGUUCUCUAACCCGAAUAUUAGCAAAGAAAACUUCACGUUAUAUGGGGAUCUUGAACAGUUAUAUUUGACAGGGUGUGGUAUUGAGCAUAUAGCACCGGAUACGUUUGUAAACAAUAAAAACCUGAAAUGGUUAGACAUUGGAAAGAACAAGCUGAAAACAAUCUAUGACUAUACUUUUAGGGACUUGACCCUUGAUCAUUUAUUCCUCAAUGAUAAUCCAGGGGUCGUGAUCAGGACGAUGGCGUUCUCGGGGUUAAAGACUACUGGACUGUACAUGCAAAACAAUGGUCUUGAUAAAUUAUCACUUGAAAUUAUUCGACCUAUGAAUGGGACGCUGAAGAAUUUGUGGUUGGACGGCAACAAAUUCGAGAGGUUUAAUUCACAGUGGCUAUUCCUUUUCAAGACUUUAAGCCACUUGAGAAUAGGGGAUAACCCAAUUCACUGUAACUGUGAGGCCAGGUGGUUGAAUGAGUUUUACCUCUCCAACUCGAGAAUAUUUGAGGGUGGCUCACCACCAUCGUGUAGGUCCCCGGUACGAUUAAGGGGGAAGCCAUUCAAUAAUUUACAAGAAGAUGAUUUCAAAUGCCAACUGCCUGUGUUUAAAAACGUAGAUGUUAUUUUUGAGCAUAACGUUGGUAAAAUGACUUGUCUCGCAAGCGGGGAUCCAGUGCCGACGAUAUAUUGGAUGAAGCCCGACGGCGAUUCUGAAGUGUUUAUUCCUAAAUCAGAGCAUUUAGCUAAAGAAAUGGAAGGUGUAAUGUAUGUUACACCGCCGGAAUCCAAUUCUAAAAAUAGAUACCAAUGCGUGGCUAAUAACCCGGCGGGAAAUGUUACUUUCUCAAUCAACGUUGCAUGGCCGGCCGUGCCAGAGUACCAGACGGACGUUGAUCAAACAGAUGUCGCUAUGAAUGACGUAUCACCAGAUAUAAAAGAAAUAGUUAUAGACAAAGGUGAAAAGAAGAAAAAAUAUGACGAGAUAAAAACUGAGACAAAAGAGUCUGUGGUAAAUACGAACUCAAGUAAAGUUUCUGCCAAUAACAUGCAGGCCGUGACGCAGAAAACUAAUAGUGCUGGUGUACAAUUUACCGCCGGCGACAUCGUCGGUGCUGUCGUCGGCACAUUUUUGAUAACAUUAUUAUUGUGUGUUAUUGUGUUCCAUAUUUUUUAUAGACAUAAAAGUAAAUCAGGGUAUUCAAACGCCCAUCAAAAUGGCAUCACAAUCCCGGACGUUCGGAGCGGUCCUCCGAGUCGAAAGGAGCUGGACGAGGUUGAACACACCAUGUUAGAAAGACGUAAAUUUGACAUCCAUGUGUAGCAUUGAGCAUUGUGUCGGUUGUGAAAAUAAAACUGAAAUAUUUUAUCAUCAAUUUGGCUCAAAGCACACCUGUCUAAACUUAAGGGUUCAUACACCGUUGUAAGAAAUCUGUAUUUAAAAUCACCUCUUUAAUAGAAAUCGUUUAAAAUUUCUUCGGGGUGGUAACGUAAUAUCGUGUUGCCAAAUUAGCUCAAAUGGAAUAAAGUGAUGCAGUGAUAAAAUACCCUAUUAUUAGAGGUAAAGAAGCUUCGGGUGGAUUAUAUUGAAUCUGUGCUGAUUUCAAAUACCCAUGGUGUUUAACAAUACGGGCUCUCUUUGAUAAGGUUUACGUUUGAGUGGAUUACUAAAUAAAACCAACAAAGGAAUGUUUAUAUUCAGUGAAGAAGUGAUGACAUUGCUGUCGGCCUUUAAACUAGCCCAGUAGCAAAGAUUUCUCUCCUUUUUCCUUAACGUGUUUUGACACAAAUAAUUAAGAUCACGGAGAUAAAGGGAAAAAAGUAAAAGUGGUCAUUAAAAGCUUCUUAAAUACUCCGGAAUGUGACAAAAAACAGGCCUUGUCUUUACAGAAAAUUACAGGCUUUUUUAAACUAGGGACUUUACAAGUAAUGCGUUUCGUCAUGAAAUAGUGGACAAUACAGUCAAUUGUAAUAAUCGUACCACAGAAAGGUCGAAAAGUAUUGGGUGCGAUAAUUACAUCGAUAUAUUUUUUUACCUCUUUCUCAGUGUUCUUCAAUUUUAUUUGUACAAUAAGACUUUGCGUGUUAAGAAUUUACGCCUUCCAGUGACAAUUCGUACACUUAAACCACAUCUUUAUUGUACUAAAUUAUUUUUCUGUCACGUUAUUUUGAAACUGUAAUUAUCAAAAUAAUGCCAGUUUUAACGAAAAAGCCUUAAAGCAAAAUUGUGAAAAUGCAUAAAUUUAUACCGAAUUCCGCAAAGAUCAAGAUUAAUUUGAAACAUGUUUCAAGUCACGGAAACUUAAAUUUAAUUGCAUUAAACGUGGAUAAGUAAUGAUCCGAUAAAUUCAAAUGCUUACUUUUUACAAAAAUCGUUUAAUAUCUUAAACUUGUAUGAUUUUAAGAUCAACUGAUAUUGACUACAGCGAGUAGUAUAAAAUAUUUAGAUUUUUGCUAUAAAAUACUGUUUGAUAAAGCUGAUACAGGUAAAUAUCCAAUGCAUCGUAUAUUAUAUUAUCAUUAUUUUAAAGUUUUGUAGUAUAAAUGAACAACAAAAACCUAAAUCUUGAUUGUGGGACGAAAUUUAAUAAUUUCAUUAAUUUUGACAGUUGAAUAGCCUUAAGGCCAUUUUGGUUAUCGAUACACUAGAUGUGUUGAAGAUAUAUAGGGACCUUUUUAUUCAGAACUAAUUGAUAUUUUUCAACAACAACAUUUUUAUUUUUCUUAUCGCGGGUUUUUAACAAUAACUGACUAAAAAGCGUCACUAAUUGAAACAUCAAAGGCUCGUCUCUUUGAAAAAUUUAAUUAUUUUUCCUACAAAAGGAAAGACGGCCAAUUAUUCGCUUUCGGUAGUUUUCAGUAUUUUUUGUACUUUUUUUUAAAAAGUGUCUUAAAAGUCGAUAAUUACAGGGUAAUGCGUUUUAAAUCGCAUUUGAAACUCCUGAAAUUUUAGACUGUAGGAAAUUUAGUAAAAAAAAAAUCAUUACGUUUACAAUUAAGUCUAGAAAAAAGUCAGUAUACGUUUCUUGAUGUAUUACAUUAAGAGGAAAGAAAAAGAAGACAAUAACGACCAUGUAUAUUGAUUGAACUUGGUGACCUAUAGUCACUUAAUUAUUCAUGAGUUUACAAGUUCAUCAACUUGGACAAUUAAUUUCUGAUGCUGAAUGCAAAUCUUUCUGCAUUAAAAUGUAGAUUUGGUCUGAUUUACGAUUUCGGUCAUGCACUGCAUAUGAAAAUAAGCGUCAGGUUGUCCACCACAAACAUUUCAAUGGCAGAUACACUAAUUGUAUAAGUAAGGCGCGUUUAUUACUUGCAGUAAAACUAUUGUUUUUGACAUGUCACGGCGACCAAUGUCAUUAAAUGUCUCCUUCAGAAAAUAAGUAGCGCUGAAUUUUUCGAUAUUUUUUUAUUACUACGUCUUUCGUCAGUUGCUCGUGUCAACGGAUCUAGUAAUAUAAAUACAUGAACAUUAAAGUUUAAUUAUUAACAACAUCGACAAGCUCCCCAGCCACCAUUAUAACCAUUACCAACAACAAACAAAAGCACCAACAAACGAAUUGAACUUAGAAACCUUUUUUAAGUGUAUCUGAUUUAGUAAAGUUUAUAUAUUGAUCUUUUUUCAAGUUUAUUUCUAAACUCGAGGCCUGCCCUUGAAUAAAACAUGAUUGUUCUGUCCAUAAAACUUAAUUUAAACAUCUGCCUUAAGGCCACUUCACUUACCUUAAUUACAAGUCAGUCUGUUGUUUUAAUUUACAUGAAUACAUAUGUUUUAAAUUUACAUGAAUACAUAUGUUUCAAGCAUUGAACCAGAAGAAAAUAAUCUUUGCUUCAACUGUUUCAGGGGAAACGUGCACUUUUAAUUUGAUGCUUAUAGGUUUGUUAUUAAGACCGACUUGUUGAGUUUAAUUUGUUUAGUGUUAAACUUUGAAUACCGAUUCAGCCGGUGCUAGGGGGCGUAGGAGAUGUUGAACUUUUAAUUAUCUCACAGACUCAAUAAAACCGGGUUCUGUCAAACACGUAUUAUCUUGAUGCAAGGUUAUAUUAAUAUAUAUUUUUUUCUGUUUUUUUUCUCUUUCCUUAUUUUUUUGCAAAAGUUUUUCUGUGAAUGUAAGGAACAUUAUUACUUUCAUUACUAUCGAAGCUCAUCCUUUUGUUUAAGUUUAUUUAACUUUUUUGGGAUUAGCGUUAAUCUAUAUCUUAAUUUGAAUAAAUCAAAGAUAACAAUCUUAAAGAAUUUACCUAUCUACCUUCUGCUAUUUUUUUGUUUUCGAAGGUAGAUUUGAUAAUCUAUUGGUUAUCUACAUUUAGAUAAUUUGACAUAAAUGCAAGAGUUAGAUUUGUUUUGACAGGUCGAUAUUUCUAAAGUGAUGUUUAUGUUCCGCGUUCCCAGUAUCUAUUUUUAGCGCCUCUCUCGUAUCUUAAGCGGUUCAUCUUGGGUGGAUUUUUUUUCACCCAGAUUUUUUUCGUAUCAUAAUUUGGCACCAUAAAGUCUGUUAUGUUUACACUAUGGUUUGAUUAAAACUACAAUUGUUUUCAUAACGCAUUUUCACAGCUGUGUGGCAACAACAAAAAUAUGUGUCGAUAUGAAAACAAAAGCGCGAGUAAACAAAUCUAACACUGUUUUAUCCUAAUUUUUGCUGUAAAGUAGCACCUUUCUGUCUAUAAGAUUUUAAUAACAGAUAUUUAGAAUGAAUUUCUGAUUGUUUUUAUCUAAGCGAUACGAGCAUAUCACUGUUAUGGCGUCAAUGCUCUUGAAAAUAGAAAUUAUCGAAAUGUUUCAUUACAAAUGAUUAGUAAUGGCGUAACAGCUUGCGUUUGCAUUUAUAAUACCUUUAUAAUGGGAAAUCCAUACGCCAGAAUACGUAAUUGUUUGCAAAAAAAAUUACGCAAAUGACGCAAUUUUAUUCGAAAAAAAUAUUACUCCAGGAACGCUUGUUCCAGAGUUCCUGAAGAUAGAACCCUUUUCUCUACUCAAGAGUUUCUUGAAGCAUUGCUCUUAUUUUUUUCAUCAUAAAAUUUUUAUCGUAGGUAGAUUAAUGUUCACAUAGAUAAAAUACUAAGUGGCAAGAUAUUAUACAGUAUAAAUAAUAUAUAGCAUACAAUAUAAAUUGUGUAUCACAUGUAUACAUGGCUUGAAACCAUUUUGGAUUCGUGUUUCACAACAAUUUAUAGAGAAAUACAACGUUAUCUGUAAUAUAUAGGGUAUUUUUUUCACGCAUAACAGCAACUGACAAUUAAAAGAUGAAAGCAUCUGCCAAUCGUGAUCAAUUCAAUGAUAAUCCGUAUUGUUAAACGCUUGAUUUGGUUUGAAAAGCAUGACAGCGUUCAUUGUUCACAACUGCGCAUCAUUGAUGGGGUAUUUUAUCUAGGGCUAUAAUUUUGUUAGAUACUGAAUUUUCAUAGCAUCGCUCAAAUUAUUUGAAUGUGACCGUGGUUUUGAUUGGCUCAUAAGAUGUUUUAUUUAAUGACGUUAGAUAGACAAUGGCGACACUGACACUGUUACUGAAUUUGUGUCUUUUCCCUUUUUUAAGUCUAAGAAGUAUAAGUAUUUAAGACCAGUUAAAAAUAACAGUUUUCUAAAAAUCUAUACAAAUGGUACAUUUUUACUCAAUCUAAAUGCAAAAUAUUUAUGAAAAUGUUAAAAGGGAUCCACAAACCGUCCGGAUUUUUUUCACUCGAAAUAAACUUAAGAUGUUUUACAACAGCAUUAUGGCAUUGUUUGCCCGUUUUUAAACCACGAUAAAAGUUUUGUCAUUUCUCAAUGUUAUGAACAUUUGAGCCGUGUCACGACAAAACCAAC
Messenger RNA from Ruditapes philippinarum (Manila clam), 6371 nucleotides. RefSeq names its product leucine-rich repeat and fibronectin type-III domain-containing protein 5-like. The coding region runs from base 351 to 1895 and encodes 514 amino acids. The record is from RefSeq and is a predicted model, not a curated record. The transcript has a single exon. NCBI's taxonomy places the organism in Eukaryota, Metazoa, Mollusca, Bivalvia, Venerida, Veneridae. Gene Ontology annotation, molecular function: protein binding.